Molecule: messenger RNA, 3188 nt
Organism: Python bivittatus (Burmese python)
Lineage: Eukaryota; Metazoa; Chordata; Lepidosauria; Squamata; Pythonidae
Source: RefSeq, a predicted model, not a curated record
CCAUCCCUGUCCCCCAGAAGGAAGAGGAGCGUCGUGGCGUACCCAGCCGAGCACCCCCCGCUCGCAGCCGCGCUUUCGCCCCGCAGCUGAUGCCGUCCUUCAGCCCCCAAGUAGGUCCGGCGUGAAAAACUGAAUCCUCAGCCAACCUCCAGCAAGAGGCGUGCUGCUCCUUCCGGGUUUUCCGCUGCCAGGCUGAGCGAAGAAGCCCAGAAUGCUGCAUUACUCGGCCCACCCAUGCCCUGCGGCUUUCACCUUUGCUAGGGGAGGAGGACGCGAAUCCCACUCCUAGCAGGACUCUUCCAGCAAAAGGAAAAGCGGCGGGCAGGGAAUGCGGCAGCAGACAAGCAGCUCGGAGCGGAUCGGGCGGCCGGCAGGCUGCAGCGCGGAAAGAGUUAAGCGGAGGGAGACAUUCCGCCAAGGAGAAUUCAUAGCAGGGGGUCGCAGUCUGGGGAGGCAGCCGGCGGCGAGCGAGAGAGGCCGGCGCUACUGCUUCGGGGCGCCCGACUGGGGCGAAAGAGCCGCUCGCGGGCAAAGAGCGAGUGAGCGAGCGAGAAACUUUCCCUGGAUCUUUUCUCGGCACGACCUGGAGGAGAGAGACCCUGCACCCUCCGGGCGGGGAAAAAAGCUGCAGCGAUAGCGCGAGGCCGCUUCGGUCAGGAAUUCCGCUGGCACCCUUGCAGAGGCGCGGGGCUGGCCAGACGUCUCCAAAGGGAGCGCUGAACUAAGGAAUCUGGCAACGCUUCGGCUGGGAUUACUCCCUGCUUCCGUGUCUUUCCUGCAGUCCGGCACCGCGAAUGAAGCGGCAGUAACAAGAGCGGCUUUGGGUUGGGGAGGGAACUGGGGCUUCUCGGUCGCAGAGAACGUGCAAUCUUCUCCCGCUGCGGAGAGCCCGAAAGUAUCGGAGGGAGGGGCGAGACUCUGUUUCUCUUGAAAAGGGGGCCGUGAGCCCCCAGUUUGGGCUUUGGCACUUUCCAGCCUCUGUAUUUAGCACGGACGCACGCACGCUUCGCUUCCUCCCUGAGAAAUUGGAUCGAAGAAAUCCUCUCUCGCCCAACAGAUCGCUCCGCUAUUUGUUGCUGGGAGCCGAUCUGAUCCAAGAGGGAAGAGCUUGCUACAGGUAGCCGAAGUCAGUGACGCGACGCGACACGCGCGCCCGGGAGCGCUCGGGAGGUCGCGUGUGGCCCCAGAGGGUGCGGGUCGGAGCUUGUGGCUGGCGAGCCCCGCUCCUCUGCCCUCCCCCUCUUCCCCUGGCUCCCCCGCAGCCGAGGAUGAACCCUUUCCCCUGCGCCCGAGGAAGGCCGGGCGAGCAGGCGGCAGUGCAGCAAGCGGGGAGACGAGCUGUUGGGUGGGCUCUGGCGGGGGGAGAUCGUGGUGUCGAAGAUUACGCCUGGCAAACCGCGUCAAACGGCGAAGGGAAAUAGCAGCAGAAGCAGCCGGCAUCUGCGGUGGUUGAAAGACAUAAGUCUGGAAUCAAAUUGCGCACGGCCGGGACUUCUGCUGGUGCCACGGAAAGGGGCGGGGUCCCGCAAAGCCGCCACCCCACCGAUACUUUUAAAGCAAUUAACUGGUGCAAAUCAGGCUUUCAGAACAUCCUUCUCGGCUAGCGCGAGGGCGGAGCUUGACGUUCAGGAUAAGAUGUAAAAAGGAGGGAUCCUCCUCCUACAGGGAUCUUGUUAGAAAUAAGACUUCUGGUGCCCCUGGACUCUGGAUUGAGAAGCACCAGAUCCUAAAGAACCCAGCAGGGACCUUUGGGAAGUUGCAGUUGGACCUGCACAUUCUCUCUAGAAAGUCUAAUGCUGCUACCUACAGCUUUGCUCUGCCAGAAAGGGAAUGCAGCUGUGCUCCAGUCACAGCAGAAUCUCCUCUGUGCCAGGCAGACUCCCCCUUGUAGCUGGAUUUAGAAAAAGUCUGGACUUUGUAGUGGGGUGCAUCCUCGCUUGGCCCCUGCUGGUGGCCCACCUGGGAAAACCUCUAUAAGAAUGCUGACCAGUUGGAGAGAGCUGUCUACAAGGAUAAGUGCUGUACUUUGCUGUCUCCUUUUCUUCUGGCUCUUGUACUACCAUCUGCCCAAGGAAGGAAAGGAGCUGGAGGUGGGGACAUGUGAAAUCACAGCCCUGGAUAGAGAUAUGAGCCAUCCCAAAAGGAUGAUUGCCCGACAGACAGCAAGAUGUGCCUGUCGAAGGGGUCAAGUCGCUGGAACAACAAAAGCAAAACCUGCCUGUGUGGAUGCCCAGAUCAUUGUUAGCAAACAGUGGUGUGGGAUGGAGCCCUGUGACGAAGGCGAGCAAUGCACUUUAUUAAUAAAUCGUUCUGGCUGGAGUUGUACUAGGCAGCUGGGACGAAUAAAAACAGUCACGGAGAAUGCUGGAAAGAAUGCAAAUGGAGACAGAGUUGGAUGGAAAUGUGACUGAAUAUUAUCAGCCUGCGUUCAGCAUGCAGAACAUUUGGGAGGGGUUGCUUCCUGUCCUCUCAGAGUUGGGGAGGGGAAGAGAAAUGCUACAAAGUAAAGCAAGCCUGAGGCGACACUGAAUUUCAGCAGGUAUUUUCUCCAGUUUAUCUGGGCAUGCAGAGAGGCGUUGGCCUACCCCUGCUGCCUGAGGGGAAUUAGCCUUGCUAAUAGAGUUUGCACAUGAACCAUGCACAAGGACUUUGCCAGCUAUUAAUCUCACUCCCUUGCAGGGACCCACAUCCGGCAAUUUGUUUUGCAACAAAACAUUAUUUGCAACAUCAGGGUCUACACCCUCCAAGGCCCUCUUAAAAGGGACUGGUGCUCAGACAGGUAGAACAGGAUUUGGAUGAAUCUUAAGCAGAGCUCUCUAGUGCAGGGGGAAUGAGAAGGCUCGCCGAGCCUGGCACUGGGCCUGUCUUUGCAACACAAGAGGAAAACAGUGCAAUUAAGUGUCCUGGAUUAUUGCCUUGGCUCUCUGCUAAGCAGCACUGAGAGUGCUGCAGCCCAGCAUUGGCAUAAAUAAGGGUGCCUCAUUACUGACUCCAGUCACCUUCAGUGCAAGCAGUGAUGGCUUUAUCUGGAGCAGAUACCCGCGCUUUCUGAAGUCCUAAGGAAAAUGUCUUCCCCACAGUGUCGCACCGUUGUAUCCAUGUUUGCAAAUGUUUUAAAGCACUUCCCUCUCUGCUGUGCUGUUACUUCUUCCUGCUAAGGUCUUCUCGAAGCAUUUUACCAUCCCAGC